This is a messenger RNA of Solanum dulcamara, 2147 nucleotides long. Its product is annotated as CBL-interacting protein kinase 2-like. The record is from RefSeq and is a predicted model, not a curated record. Gene Ontology annotation, molecular function: ATP binding; protein kinase activity. Gene Ontology annotation, biological process: signal transduction; protein phosphorylation. Bases 533 to 1945 code for a protein of 470 amino acids. Lineage: Eukaryota; Viridiplantae; Streptophyta; Magnoliopsida; Solanales; Solanaceae. The transcript is spliced from 2 exons.
GUCAGAUUGCAGAAGCUUACAUACUUUUCACUUGCAGACAAUUAGUAAUUAAGGCAACAAAUUUUGAAGAUUACAAAUUAUAAUUAGUCACAGCUUUAUUGGUUUCCUAUACAAACAAAAUACAGCUUCACGAGAUUAAACAUUUUUACCAACACACCUUGCAUUUUCCUCCUCGGAUCGUCCCUACUUGUUGUAUUCAGAGCUCUGCGACAUAUCACUGAAAGCAAUAUAUUUGGGAUGCAGAAAGAUGGGGUUAAACAACAGCUCUUGGCUCUUAGACGCCUCUGAGUUUCCAUCUGCAUUGGGGUUAUUCUGUUUUCUACAUCAUGUUUCCAAAUUUGCAGCUCAUAGAGCAUUUAAGUUCUCGUACCAGAUGCACACUGAAGCAACAGUGAUUAAGAAUCUUGGCGUGCUGAAGCACAGCCUUGUUGCAGACGGUUGAACACUGAAACAAGGUCUCCUGCCUGUAAAAAGAGAAUUACCAUAUCAGCAGGAGUGUUAUUUAUAGUAUAAGUAGAAUUGUUUGUUGAAAAUGGAGAAAAAAGGAAAUGUAUUGAUGCAAAAAUAUGAGUUGGGGAGAUUAUUAGGUCAAGGCAACUUUGGUAAGGUUUAUUAUGGAAGGGAUCUAAAUAGCGGAGAGAGUGUAGCCAUUAAAGUAAUUGAUAAAGAGAAGGUUCAGAAGGCUGGACUGAUCGAACAAACCAAACGAGAGAUAUCGGUUAUGGCACUGGUCAAACACCCACAUGUUGUGCAGCUAUACGAGGUCAUGGCAACUAAGACAAAGAUUUACUUUGUGAUCGAACAUGCCAAAGGCGGCGAACUUUUCAACAAGCUGGUAAAGGGGAGGCUCAAGGAAGAUGUUGCUAGAAAGUUCUUUCAGCAACUGAUCAGCGCUGUUGAAUUUUGCCACAGCCGAGAUGUUUAUCACCGUGAUCUCAAGCCGGAAAAUCUCCUGCUGGAUGAGAAUGGAAACCUAAAGGUCUCAGACUUUGGAUUGAGUGCAUUGGCAGAGUCUAAGAGGCAAGAUGGGUUACUCCACACAACCUGUGGUACGCCAGCAUAUGUUGCUCCUGAGGUGAUUGGUAGAAAAGGAUAUGAUGGUGCCAAGGCUGACAUCUGGUCUUGUGGGGUGAUCUUAUUUGUCUUGUUGGCUGGUUAUCUUCCAUUCCAUGACUCAAAUCUCAUGAAUAUGUAUAGGAAGAUAAUCAGGGCGGAGUACAAAUGCCCUAAUUGGUUCCCACCAGAAGUGCGUAAACUUCUCUCUAGGAUCCUCGACCCGAACCCUCAUACAAGGAUUUCAAUAGACAAAAUUAAGGAAGGCUCCUGGUUUAAGAAAGGGUCAGAAUCCAGACAUGUGGGAACCAAACAAUUAGUGAACCAAAAUGUUAUUGCAGAUGGUGGUGCUGUUUCCAGUUCAAAUUUGGAGAAUAGAACCUCUUCCUCCUACACCAAGCUAGAGUUGGAGAAUAGUACCUCUUCCUCCGACAUCAAGCUAGAGUCGGAGAAUUGUACCUCUUCGUCCGACACCAAGCUAGAGUUGGCAAAACCUGCAAACAUCAAUGCAUUUGAUAUCAUAUCUCUUUCAAGCGGGUUUGACUUGUCUGGUUUAUUCAUAAGAAAUGAUCAAAAGGAGGAACUGCAAUUCACAUCAAAGAAGCCUGCCCCAGUCAUCAUAUCCAAGCUUGAGGAAGUUGGCAGGAGUCUGAACCUAGAAAUAAAGAAGAAAGAUGGUGGAUAUUUUAGAUUAGAGGGAUUAAAUGAGAGAAGAUAUGGAACUCUGUGCAUUGACGUGCAAAUAUUUGAAAUUACUGAAUCCUAUUACUUGAUUGAGCUGAGAAGGUCCUGUGGUGAUGCGAUUGAGUACCAAAACAUGUUGACGCAAACUUUCAGACCAGCUCUUGAGGAAAUUGUUUGGGCUUGGCAAGGUGUGCAGUCCCAUCCAUAGCAAGUAGAAUCACUAAAAUGAACUUCUGAUUUCCAGAUGCUCAGUCUUGUCUGUUGAUCAUACUUUGUAUUAGUAUUUAAACUAAUUAUGUUUGUUUGGUGCGCUAGUUCUAAUUGUCAUUUUAACUUAAGUAUCAGCACCUGUCUAAGAAAGCAUGUUACUGCAAACUUCAAUUAUUUUCCCAGAGUUGUCUUCAUGAAUA